UCGGCUGCCUUUGUCGAAGCAUUGGCAAGCUUGCUCCCCUGUAUCCUAUCCAGAGUCAUUGGCGCGGAGAGUGGCAGGGCAGCAUGCGGUUGAAUGAAGGUUGAAGGUUGAUUGACUCAGCUGUCUGCGUGCCCUGCUUGGGCUCGGCGUGGGUGCCAUUCCUUGCUCUCCCCGGCUCGUGCACCCCCUUCACAAACUGUGAUUGGUGGUGACCGCCAGCAUGUGGGAAAGCAGUAUUGCUUAUGGCAAUAGCGAUGAGCUGCCAGACGACUAUACCGAUUUGGCCGAACGAGUGGCUACCGAUAUUCUCAACGCGACGCUCAAUGCAGACCUUGAGGCAAUGCUGAGUCGGGCCAUGUCUCGCGAUAGAAACAACGCUUUUGCCACGGCAUUGCUCAAGGACCUGGUCAAGGUGCUCGUCAUGGGUCAAGAGCCAAGGAGCAUCUCCACCAAGGCUGCUGAACAGCAACUGGCCCGACACAUCCAGGCUGGUCAAUGGCAGGGCAACCUGAAUAUUCCACAGCUCAUCGUCCUGAUUCAUGUGGUGGAGGUCAUGGCCCACCACGAAACGUUGCCGCUGGCGUACGCCAUUGUAUCCUUCUGCCUCAACUUAAGCGUGUGCUAUCACGAUGGCGUCCGCGAGGCAGCUUACGCGUUUGCCGAGGCUCUCUGUCAACGAUCGCCCCCAGCCAUUCUCAAACUCAUGGCCUUGAUUAGCCUCAACCCUGACCACAUGGACAUGGUCCUACCCCUGCUGCAGCGCGUAUACGUGGCCAAGCCUCAGCUGCUGCAGGUGGUUCAGGACGCCUUGGUAUUACAGCACGACCAGUUUCCCCUCUUGGCCCAUCGCGUUCUACUUCGUUGGCUGGCCCUGACACGGGUACCGCUGCUCGAUGUCACAACAUCCCUCUACGCUGCCAUUGUAGAGUAUGUUCGCCAACCACUGACCAUGGUCGAGGUUACCCUUUGCAAUUCGGCGCGCCGUCCCCAGCCAGCAGCCCCCAGCGAUCUGCUGCAGCACAGUCACCCGCAAAUUAUGCCGGGGCCUCUGCUCACGUCAUUGCGGGACUACAAGCACCAGUCCGCAUCCCAACAAAAAUCUCUGAACCGGUUGCUUGCCCAUUUCAAGCUGAAUCCGGUCUUGGCCAUUUCCGGUGCAGCCGCUUACAAGCAACUUUGCGCCCUUUCCCCGGCUGAGAUCAUGGAGCAGGCCAUGCGGCUCUCCGGCCUGCGUACUGACGGCCAAGACGGCGAGGAAGGGGAUGUCAUGGCCUCUCUUUCAACCCGUGAUGCCCAUUUGGAAAAAUUGCAGGAUGAUCAAACGGCCCUGGAGCGCGCAUCAGCGUGGGAGCUGGUGGGCGCAUUACGACAAGAAAUUGCCAAACUACAACACGAACUGGCUGCCAAGAGUCUCGAAGGUAGUCCGCUGCACGACAUGCUCGUACAGUCUGGGACCGAGAUGAUAGAAGUGGCCAAGUAUGACAAAAUGAACCUUGCGCACAAGAAGCUUGAACAGGAUUUGCGCGCCAACCUCUCUGCUGCACUGCAAGAGGCCAAUGAGCUGAAACGAGAGUUGGCUCUGACACGGGAGCGCUCCUUUUCCACCUCAAGCGUGGCAUCUCAGCCUGAAGCCGAGCUUUUGCGUCGAGACAUCCGUGCCCUUCAAGAGACUAUUGCCGAUUUGCAACGCCAGCAAAAGUGUGUCCCACAAAUGUUGCCACCUCAUGUCCACUUGCCUGCGGCCCUGACACUGUGUCCCAAUGGUGUUCCAACACCCCAAAUCGUCCUCAGACAAACAGAGCCUGUGCAAGAAAGCGGGCAAAUGGAGUUUCCAGCUGCUCUUGCCGAGCCAGCCCUUCGGAAACAGCUUCUUCUGCAACGCGAGCGCUUGGAUGGCGUCCAGUAUUUGUUGGAAGAGCAUGUCAAGGGUUUAUCAGCCCGCGUGCAGAGCACGCUCGCUGCCAAUUUGGCCCUGGAGCGCACGAUCGUCGCACGCGAGGCUAGUCUAGCCCUGUCUCAGGAAACCGUUCGCAAGCUGAAUAUCAACGCUCAACUGGAAAACGACGUUUUGCGCUUGCAAGUGCAAUUGCACGCCCACCUACCAAACCCGCAUUCCGAGGCUACAACACAUGAGUAG
Molecule: messenger RNA, 2137 nt
Organism: Monosiga brevicollis MX1
Lineage: Eukaryota; Choanoflagellata; Craspedida; Salpingoecidae
Exons: 10
Coding region: 221-2137 (638 amino acids)
Source: RefSeq, a predicted model, not a curated record